ACUAUACCAGCUCAAAUCUUUUUUGCUUGAGUCAACUGACGCAAGUCUCGCUAUUCAAAUAACCACCAUACAAUUCAUGAUCUCCAACGACGGAUUCGUGCCGAUCACUGCCAUUUUUUACUCGGUUUUCCAUCCCGUGAAGGGCACUCAGAUCGUGCAUCAAGUACCCGAAGGCUCGAUCGGUAGUUAUGACCUACAAUCAGGGACUGACGUACUAUUCAACUUCGACACGGUUAAAAACUACAUCAUUCCAAAGCCACAGUUGUGUAACAAACUCGUGUCACUCAAAAUCAACGAGUUUCGCGUGUUAGGGUAUCCCGUAAAUAUCGAGGGUAGCCAUUAUUCACGGAACUCGUUCAACUUCAAUUUUGGAUUCGUUUUGCCAUAUAAUUCCGAUACUACUCCUUACGAGCUGGCUGUGAGUCGCAUGGGCAAGAUGUUCCGAGCCUUAGAGGAGCAGUCUUUGCUUCUAAGUAAGUUGGAUAAAGAGCAUGCAUUCUUCAGUGGGCAGGCAGGUACUGAGUUUUCUGAGAGCAGUUUCCAAUAUACCCCUGGACACUCCAAGAUCCAAAAGUUCUCCUUACUGUCGAUUGAAUCGCUCAUUCAUCAGUUGUACCAGGACUUAAACAACUACUCCGAGUGUUGCAUUCCCAUUGAUUCUGCCAAUAGUGUGGACAUCAAGCUUUUUCCCAUGCUUCCGCCACCUGUCAAUUUGAAAGCCUACCAAGUGCCCGUGCUGACAGUAAAGUUGGAUCAACUUAUUGAUGUCGUGUGGGAUCCAACCAUGGUAAAGAUUCUUCCAUACGUGAAUGGCCUCAACUCCGUGAAGAAAAUAAGCGAGUUGGCUGAUGCAGACUACCUCUUGACGAAGCAGUGUAUUCAACACCUCAUGCACUAUCAGUGCAUUAUUCUAGUGGAUGUCUUCCAAUUCAGCAACAUUUACGCCCCCACAAACCAUAUUGGCAAUUUCCUAAAGACCAACGGUAUGGCUGAAGAAUGUCAAGCAUAUAUCAUUACGACCCCCCAUCGAAAUGAGUCUGCCCCCUUCAGUUCACGGCCCACACCCGAUACACCACGGUCUGCAGUCACUCCGGUAACUCCAAGUCUCACCAAUACUCCAAAUGUACAUACCUCAGCUCGUGGAAUUCCAAGCCAUUCACGGUCUCAACCUUCGAAUGAAGGAGAGCAAACGCUGGCUGAAUCCGCAAGCCCUCUUACGAGAGGUAUGACGCCGGCUUUUCCAAUGACAUUUUCAGGCAAGGAAAGCGAAAUCAAAAUUCCUUCGAAAGCUACUUUGUUUUACCUAUAUCGGCUGCUCAAUCAGGGCCAAUCUAUAAAGGAAUGGUAUAUCCAACACCAAAAGGCCCUAUCUAAUAUUGACAUCCGCAGAUUCAUAAAUUUCGGUGUUGUCCGUGGAAUCAUAUACAGGGUCAACCUGUACCCGAUUUUGCAUUGGGUCACAAAGUCACUAGAAACUGGUAACGGAAGAAUUGAGGGUAUAGAAGACCUAUUGAAAAGUUUGCAGAACAAAGCCAAAAUCAAUUCGGCCCUCAAGAAGUCAGCGGGUCCUGUAUCAGAAGCUGGUCUUUUGAAAAGCGUUGUAAGGGAGAGCAACUUGAAAACAGGAAGGAAAACCCGAACAGUGAGCUUUAAUUACCAUGUCGAUCAUCCUGUCAGCGAUCCGUCCAAUCGAGAUAGACACAAAUCAUUCAAGGCGCAUCGCAAUUCUUCGAUCAAUUCACAUGAAACACCGCAUACCGAACAUGAUGAAACAACAGCUCAUCUGGACCUGGAUGUCUUUGAUAGCGAUUCUGAUGAACUGCUCAACGGAAUUUCGAAUAAAGCACGAGGCAACCGAGCAUCUUCUGACCUGGAAAGCGUCUCUUCUGGCGAACCCGAACAGCUGUCAGAAAACGAUGAAAUUAUAAAAGUCAUCAAACUUGUUAGAGGUUCCCAGCAUUUUGACUCCAUUUGCACUGAAUUGCAAAAGUCUCGUGCCGAUGUGGAAAAACUAUUUGACAAGAUAGGAGCUCAUUCUGUUAUAAAUGCGUAAGGGUAUUUGCCAGAAGCUUUAUUGGCCCUUUUUAUAAAUGUGUUUGUAUAUGCUCAUCAAAGAUCGAUAGUGCGUGAUUUUUUAAACUUUUUGCAUGGUUGUUCCAUAUGAUCUCCCAAUGUCCCAUUUUAUGACCGAGUAGCCAAAUUAGGAUCCGAAGCUUGGGGAACUUGACUCAUCUAUUUUACUCGAGUCGUAUUUUGUUUGUCCAAUUUAACAAAAGGGAAAUCAAAAGCUGUAUGCAUCAUUUCAAAAUCCAGACAUGGAAAGAAUUUUUGUUCUGUGAAGUUUAUAAUUUCAAUGCCCUGAAACUUGCUUGUCUGAAUACUUUGAUAUCAAGAGGUGACUAACAAUAAUUUAAAAAUAUUGAGUUUUGUGGGGUCAUGCGUAUUCUAGAAACAUCGAAAUCUCCAUGUCAAAAUUCAGUUUCUCCUCUUCAGAUUCUCAGAGCAAAGUCAAGUACUAUUUUAAGCACCCAUUGUCAAUCUAAAUACAG
Molecule: messenger RNA, 2549 nt
Organism: Metschnikowia bicuspidata var. bicuspidata NRRL YB-4993
Lineage: Eukaryota; Fungi; Ascomycota; Pichiomycetes; Serinales; Metschnikowiaceae
Gene: NPR2
Product: nitrogen permease regulating protein
Exons: 1
Coding region: 77-2053 (658 amino acids)
Biological process (GO): positive regulation of autophagy; negative regulation of TORC1 signaling
Cellular component (GO): GATOR1 complex; vacuolar membrane
Molecular function (GO): GTPase activator activity
Source: RefSeq, a predicted model, not a curated record